AUGUCGUCGAGCGAGAAGUCAAGUAUCGAUAAAGAAAGAUUGAAGGAAAAGCUCGAAGAGAAACUUGAUGUUUCACACUUUGACCCCAACACGGUGAUCCGUGGAGCUCAGUUGACCCUGAUCAUUGGAAUUAAAGUGCUGCUAUGGUUCAUCUCAUUCUUUACGGAUCUCGAAGCGGUAACAUGGGAUGAUACCCUGUUAGAAGGCCUUGACUUUGUUGCAGAAUAUGUCCUUCAAGUGCCCUUCUUCCUCAUGACCCUCAUGCGCUAUGUAGUGCCGACUCUUGAUAACUUGUUCAUGCAGUCGUUGCAGUGGGUGGAUAUGACCUAUGUUCAAAAGCACAAAGGCGAAAAAGUCUCUGAGCUUCGCGAUAUGUACUAUCCCAAUCUCAAGAUGUACCGACCAUCAGACGGAAGCACACAUUCUGAAAGCACCGCUCAAGCCGUGUCAAUGUUCCUUUACCGCUUCCUUCGAAAGGGUGGUAUCUCCCUUGCUGUUUUUGCCCUCUCGUACACUCCAUACGUUGGCCGCUUCGUUUUGCCCGCUGCAAGUUUCUACACCUUCAAUAAUGCAGUGGGCUUAGGGCCUGCUUCUGCGAUAUUCGGUACAGGCAUUUUCCUCCCUCGCAAGUACCUUGUUGUCUUCCUUCAGAGCUAUUUCUCUUCCAGGACUUUGAUGCGAGAACUGUUGGAGCCUUACUUUGCCCGAGUACACUUUACCAAGGAGCAGAAGCGAAACUGGUUCCGCAGCCGAGAAGGAGUUUUGUUCGGCUUUGGUCUAGGCUUCUAUAUUCUAGUCAGAAUUCCUCUUGUUGGUGUGCUGGUCUAUGGCAUUGCUGAAGCAUCAACGGCGUAUCUGAUCACCAAGAUUACCGACCCGCCACCACCUCCUCAGCAAAUGAAGGAGUUUGCCGAAGGACAACAGAAUUGGUCUAACAAGCACGAAUUCCUGAACCUGUCUCUGGCCAACAUCGACUCGGUUCAUAAUGAAGAGUUGAAGAAGAUGAAAUAG
Molecule: messenger RNA, 1011 nt
Organism: Fusarium coffeatum
Lineage: Eukaryota; Fungi; Ascomycota; Sordariomycetes; Hypocreales; Nectriaceae
Exons: 3
Coding region: 1-1011 (336 amino acids)
Source: RefSeq, a predicted model, not a curated record